UAAUCAAAGAAAAAAGGGUUCAAUUCAAUCAAAUUCAGAAAAUCAAGAACAAAAAACCGACAUUUGAGGCAUAAACAAGAAGUUUAUCAAUCGAACAACAACAAUGGCGGAUCCUUAUUGGCGAUACACCGCUUCCGCUGACAGAGGUGCCUAUUCUGGCUACUUACAAUCUGAUGCAUCGACAUUAUCGUCCCAACCUUGGCGGCCGUCAUCUGAUUAUUUACAGAAGGAUAUCCUGGGAGAGAGAACUGGAUUGGGCAUUGGCGCGCGCCCUGAACCUAGCUCUAACGGUUACCCGUCUACUUGGGAAGAUCCGUAUUCGAUUGGAAGAAGAGAUGUUUUACAUGGAACUGUGCCCGGGAUUCCCGACAUAUUAAAUGACAGGCCUGAUUCCUUGAGGAAGGCUGAUAGUAUCCCAGUUAGAGGUCCGGAAUCCAAUGUUUUGUUUGUGGAUGGGCUCCCGUCUGACUGUUCCCGGAGAGAAGUAUCUCAUCUGUUCCGUCCUUUCUCUGGCUUUCAAGAAAUUAGACUUGUACACAAGGAGCCAAGACAUAAUACAGAUAAACCCAUGGUUUUGUGCUUUGUUGAGUUCUCAGAUUCCAAUCGUGCUUUAACGGCUUUGGAAGCUCUUCAAGGUUACAAGUUUGACAACAAGAAACCCAAUUCACCAGACUUGCGAAUACACUUUGCUCAUUUUCCAUUUCAACUGCCGUCUGAUAAAGCUGCUAUUUCAUCUCAACCGUCACCUGAUAAUGCUCGUUUUCCGUCUCAACCAGCGCCGAGUGGUUCCGGUUUUCUAUCUCAACCACCGCGUGAUAGUCCUGUUUAUCCUUCCAAACUACCUCAUGGCAGUGCUCAUUUUCCAUCUCAACAACCACCUAAACUACCGCCUGAUGGUUCUCAUUAUUCAUCUCAACUACCUCCUAAUAGUGCUUAUAUUCCAUCUCAACUACCGCCUAGUAGUGCUCAUUCUCCGUUACAACUACCGCCACAUAGGGAGGAGCAAGAUCUUGCUAUUCUAAGGGAGAAAGAGCUAGCCGUUCAAGAUGAGGAACCAGCGACGAAGAAGUUCAAAAGUGCAUCCCAGAAAAAGAAGGAACGUGAAGAGGCUAAUAAGAAUAAACAGAAAAAGUGGUGUAUCAAGUGCAAACAAAAUCACUAUGGUGAGUGCUAUAAUUUCAAAGGCUGCUAUAUAUGUGGGCAGACGGGUCACAUAGGCAAGGAGUGCACAAGCAAACCCCGACUCUGCUAUGGUUGUGGGGAGCCAGGGCACAAACACUCGGUUUGUCCCAAUGGCCCGAGGCCCGAGAAAAAAGGCAAGAAGGAGGCCCCCUUAAAGACAUAAGUUUCGUGCUUUUGAGAUGAUUGCCAACGAAGGAGGGCUAGAGGCAUAGAUUAGCUGACAGGUCUAACGGAGUUUAAGGAGCUAUUUGGGAGCUUGACGGAACAUCGGGACCAAUCGGACACACAAAAUGAAAUGAAAAAAAGAAAACCACAGUUGGGAGCCGCGUCGGUGACGACCCUGUCGCUCAAAAGUGGUCGUAGAUAGUAGCACAGUGCGUCGCUGGAAAACUGGUUCAAGCAGUCGCGUCGCCGACAUGUUCCUUAUUUCUUUGACGCUGAUUUUGAUUUCUGAGUUUGUUUGACCAAGAUUUUGAAAGGAAUAUAGAAAGUUACGAGUUUUUAAAAGUAUUAUCGGUUCUUGGAGCCUUUUUACAUCACAACCAUCAUCUCUAACAUAUCUCGAAUCACCAAUCAUCACCACCUUCAAUCAUUCGAUUCUAAACACGAAUCAUCAUCAAUCCAACAUCAUCCAUCCAAUCCACAAUCAUCAUCUAAUCCUAAUCCUAACCCUAAUCUUCAUCAUUCAUCCAAUAAUCAAGAUCGUGGCUCGUGUUCAUCAUCCGGUGUUCGUGCUUCAUCAACCAUGAACAGCCAGUCUCUUCGAGUUUCACCCCGAUGUAGAUUUUUGUAAGAAUUUUCUAGGGUUUAAACAUUGUGCUUAUUUUGAUUUGUGACUAAUUGAUUGUGAUAUUUCAAAUCUUUGAUAAUUGUCUUGCA
This is a messenger RNA of Helianthus annuus (common sunflower), 2061 nucleotides long. RefSeq lists its product as uncharacterized. The record is from RefSeq and is a predicted model, not a curated record. The transcript is spliced from 8 exons. The coding region runs from base 104 to 1345 and encodes 413 amino acids. NCBI's taxonomy places the organism in Eukaryota, Viridiplantae, Streptophyta, Magnoliopsida, Asterales, Asteraceae. Gene Ontology annotation, molecular function: zinc ion binding; mRNA binding.